AUGCGUCGCGGGAGCUCGUUGAAUAUAGCCAACUUUUCCCGCCCAAACCUCGCUCGACGACUGCGGUGGUUCAACCGUGAGGCUAUUCACAACAGCGGUUUCCGACCCCUUCCUACUUACCCUCCUUCGUUCCCCACACCCUGCAUUUCUGGCCAAUCAAAUCGCACCAAUCGCGCCAAUCCCAACCCGGCCACUCCCGCUCACUCGCCGCUCCUGCACGCUCACACGAACAUUCUCUCCUCCGCCUGCUUGUUCCGCCGAGCAUUCGCCGUCCUCCUUUCUGUGUUCUCCUCUCUCGUCGGCCUCGCCCAUGUCGGAUUGACUCGACUGCUCGGCUUCGUUCGCGACGCCCCCCCGAUUCGUCCAACGACACGUCCCUCUCCGUUCGAUUCGUUCCCUUCCUCGCCCGAGACGCGCCAACGGCCGGCCGGCUACACGGAGUCGCUGUCGUCUUGGCUGAACAUGGCCGCUGCUGGCGAUACGUCUCGAUACGAAUCGUCAGCCGGCGAACUCUCAUCGCCUCCCUCGGGCUCGCUCUCGGGGCCGGCCUCGCCCUCGCACCCCAAGAAGGGCCGCCAGCGGAAGAGCAAUCCGGCCAUGGACCGGGAAAUCGUCGUGGGCAGCAACCCGCACCAGCAGCAGUCUUCCGCACCGCCGGCGCAGGCGGCCCAACGGCAGAUCACCUUCCAGCAGUACACCCAACCCUCGACGGCUGCCACGACUGCCGGCGGCCGUCAGCAAGCCCCGAAGCGCUUCGAGUUCAUCGACGGCCAGUGGGUCCAGCUCACCGCCGCCGGUGUCCCCCGAAAGAAGCCUGGUCGAAAGCCCGGCACCGUCGCCAAACCUCGGCCGACGACGGCAUCGACCGACGGCCCCGAGCAGCCCAAGGCUCGAAAGCCGAGGAAGCCCCGCGAUGCCGACGCCGCCCCGUCCGCCUCUGCCUCUGCACCCGUCCAGCGCAAGCGCAAGGCCGCUACCGCGUCGGACGCCGACGCCGACGCCGACGCUACCGCCCAUCCCCUUGCCGCCGAGGCCGCCACUCAUGCUUCGUCCUCCACCCACCAGCAGCAAGCAUUGGACCGUCGAUGCUCUCCCAAGAUGCCCAAGCGCGAGGGCUACCCCGGCUCGAUGCAGAGCAUCCUCAACGCCGACACACCCUCGAAGCCGACGACCAGCACCGCUCCCGUCCGCAGCAGCGGCUUGAGCUACGAUCCAAUCCGAGGAAACUACGAUCCCGUCCGCGAAACAGCCACGCCGACGCAGCAUUCGCAGUCGAGCACCCCUCGAGCCUCGGCCCAGCAUGCCCGCGGCUCGCCAUCCAUCGCCAACAUGCUCGAGCCUCAGCCUCCCGCCGUGUCGUCGUCGAAUCAUGCCCAUCAGGGAUACCGCCUCGGCGGCACCCCAGCCCCUACCCAGUCCCGCCUGCAUACUCCUGCCUCGACGUCGGUGCCCCCUUCACCUCCCUACAGGCCGACGUCGACUCCCGCGCCCGCGCCCGCGCCCGCGGCUCCAGCUGCCGCGCCCGUGUCCGCGCCGGCGUCCGCGCCCUCGCCCGCACCGCACCGGGCCCCGCAGGAAUCGAAGCGCGCUGCUCCACCGCUGCCACCCCUCGUCCAGCGGCCUGCCGGCAACCAGGCCGACUCGGCGACGCUGUCGAACGGUGCCGUGCGUAAGAUCGACAAGUCUCACGCCGGCGUCUCCACCACGCCCAAGCCGGACGGUGCGAAUCAGCCGUCAGAGGGCAGGUCCAUCCUUGACUUUGGCAGGGUUGAACUGCAGGCUCCGAGCAUUGUUCUCCAUGUCGCCAUCAAGAGCGGCGAGACCAACAAAUACGUCAACUUCAUGCGCAUGGCCCAGGAGCAGUACGGCUGGGAUGCCCUGCACCCUCGGCAGGCCGCCAACCGAGAUCGGAAAGCGCGCAUCGCCGCGGCGACGGCAUCCCUCGAAAAGACGGAGUACGGCAUAGAGUUUGUUCCCGUGUCGGAAGAUGAGCUGUCGGUGGACCUGUCCGACGGCGACGGGAGUCAUCCGGACAACGGCGGCACGAGCGGGCCGGAUGCGCGUGCCAAGCCCAAGAAGAAGCGAAACUUCAAGGAGGACGAGUACGACGUGUACGAUGACUUCGUCGACGACUCGGAACUGCUGUGGCAGGCCCAGGCAGCCGCCAGCAGAGAUGGCUUUUUCGUCUACUCGGGCCCUCUGGUCCCCGAGGUGGAACCGCCGGCCGCCGGAAAGGAAGUCCCUCCCAAGCGAGGUCGGGGCAGCAGAGGCGGCCGAGGCAGCAGAGGAUCAACCAGAGGGGGCGCCGCCGGUCGCGGAGGCGGCCCGGGGUCUCGAGGCGGCGGUGUCGCCCGCAAACCCCGCAUCACCAAGUCGGAAAAGCUUCAGCGAGAGAGGGAAAAGGCCGAAAAGGAGAGUGCGGCCCAGCUGUCCAAGACGACGCCAACGAGUGGCUACGUGCUGCAACCCACGACGCCAUCCUUGUCGAAAAAGGAACUGGGCUCUUGA
This is a messenger RNA of Drechmeria coniospora, 2508 nucleotides long. RefSeq lists its product as uncharacterized. Lineage: Eukaryota; Fungi; Ascomycota; Sordariomycetes; Hypocreales; Ophiocordycipitaceae. The transcript is spliced from 3 exons. The coding region runs from base 1 to 2508 and encodes 835 amino acids. The record is from RefSeq and is a predicted model, not a curated record.